GCGCGGCGGGCGCGCUCCCGAGCCGGGCCAGCCGAGCCAAGGAAGUUGCCUCUCCGCGCUGAGCCAUGGACAGUGACGAGGAGACGCUGGAAGAGACCGUCGAGGGUGCACUCGAUGAUGAUGGGAUGCCGCACGGGUUCUGUACGGUCACAUACUCCUCCACAGACAGAUUUGAGGGAAACUUUGUGCAUGGAGAGAAGAAUGGCCGUGGAAAGUUCUUCUUCUUUGAUGGAAGCACAUUAGAAGGCUAUUAUGUGGAUGAUGCUCUGCAAGGCCAGGGUGUAUAUACAUAUGAAGAUGGAGGAGCUCUUCAUGGCACUUACGUAGAUGGAGAACUAAAUGGGCCAGCCCAGGAAUAUGAUGCUGAUGGGCGACUGAUAUUCAAAGGGCAAUACAAAGAUAAUAUUCGAUGUGGGAUUUGUUGGAUAUACUACCCUGAUGGUGGACAUCUGGUUGGAGAAGUUAAUGAAGAGGGAGAGAUGACUGGCGAGAAGAUAGCCUAUGUGUACCCUGAUGGGAAGAUGGCCUAUUAUGGACACUUCAUAGAUGGUGAAAUGUUGGAAGCAAAGCUGGCAACUCUUGUAUCCGUAGAAGAGGGGAAGCCACAAUUUGAAGUGCUGCCAGGCAGCCCAGUAUACAGUUUUGAUAAAUCUACUUCAUCUUGCAUUUCUACAAAUGCACUUCUUCCUGAUCCUUAUGAAUCGGAGAGGGUAUAUGUAGAUGCAUCUCUCAUUUCCAGCGCAGGAGAAGGGUUAUUUACUAAAGUAUCUGCUGAGGCUGGCACAGUUAUGUCCUUUUACAAUGGCGUACGAAUUACACACCAGGAGGUGGAUGGCAGGGACUGGGCUCUGAAUGGAAACACAAUAUCCCUUGAUGAUGAAACAGUCAUAGAUGUACCGGAACCCUACAACCACGCAGCCAAAUACUGUGCCUCAUUGGGGCACAAGGCAAAUCAUUCUUUCACACCAAAUAGUGUCUAUGACUCGUUUGUUCAUCCUCGUUUUGGGUUGAUUAAAUGUAUCCGCACUAUUAGGGCUGUUGAGAAGGAUGAAGAAUUAACAGUGGCUUAUGGAUACGACCACAAUCCCAUUGGACAAAAUGGGCCGGAAGCUCCAGGCUGGUAUCAGGUGGAACUGAAAGCCUUCCAGGCUACUCAGAAGAAGUGACAAACGUACAGUUUCCCUCCUCACAAUGGAUCUAUGCACUACCCUUGAUACUGAUACUGAAAACUAGGACAGCCAGGGAUUUGUCUAUGGCUGCCCUGCAACCCUUCACUCCGUGCCAGAGAGGGUUUAUUUUCCCUAAUAACAAGUUUUAACCUUUAAGUUCAAGCAAUUUUUAAAAACUUAGCUAGUGUUGUAAAAGAACUAUUCAAUAUGCCAUACAAAGCAGUGUGAUUAUUUGGCAACCAUUCUGUAUCAUAUGCAAAGUUGCCAAAUUCUAGGAAGGGGGGGGGAUAGGGUGUUUGGAGUCCUCCCUCCCCCCCCCAAAAAAAUACCUAGUAGUUAUUGUGCAGCUGCAUUUUGUACACAUGCCAUUUUGUGAUGGUAUUAGAACUGUGCUGUUUUUAAUAUUCUAGAAAAGGAGCAUUAUUUUUGCUCUCAAAAAACCUUUGAGAAUAUUGCUUUAGAACAAUUUCUAUCUUUGGUGCACAGAAGGCUGUCCUUUGUAGAUUCCCUCUCUCUUAACACUGUCAUUUCGCUAAAAGACAAACACUUUUAGGAGACUGCACAGAGGUUUAAACAGCAAUGUAGGUUUUUAUGGCUCUGCGGACAAACUGUUUUAAGAAAUGUGCCUAUGAAAACCAGAGCUAGUAUGAUUUUAAUUAUGAUGUUCGCACCUGGGUAAUUUCUAGAUGACUUUUUAAAUAUAAAGUUGAAAUGUGAAAGAGUAAUUUAUAAAGAUAUGCUGAUGAUUAUAAUCAGCAUGAAAAUAAGUGAAUCAAGGUUGUACCAUGAGGUUUUUUUGCUUGCUAAACUUUUUUCCCUUUCUUUUUCACCCCCCUUCCUGUCUCUAAAUGGUUAGGUGGGAAUCCAUCAGGGUAGAUUUAUUUUGAUACAUAGGUAAACAAAGAACUGGAAGAAAAUGAGUAAUUUAAAGGUUAAUAACAAAAACCCCAAUUUCUGCUGUAGAACAUGUCAUGUCAAAUAGCUUUUUGGAAAUUAGAAAAUAAAUACAUUUUAUAAUUCUUAA
Podarcis muralis (Common wall lizard) is the source of this 2193-nucleotide messenger RNA. RefSeq names its product SET domain containing 7, histone lysine methyltransferase (gene SETD7). Gene Ontology annotation, cellular component: nucleus; chromosome. Gene Ontology annotation, molecular function: protein binding; chromatin binding; histone H3K4 monomethyltransferase activity. NCBI's taxonomy places the organism in Eukaryota, Metazoa, Chordata, Lepidosauria, Squamata, Lacertidae. Gene Ontology annotation, biological process: heterochromatin organization; regulation of DNA-templated transcription; peptidyl-lysine monomethylation. The record is from RefSeq and is a predicted model, not a curated record.